GGCUAUUUCAUGUACGGUGCCGCUUUUCGGUACCCAUUCAUCGAGUGGAGGUUGCCUGUGCGCCGGUCUCGCACUCGCGACUCGCCCCACGCCGGUGACACACGAUUCGAAACGAAUAGUGCAAAUUCAAAUAGUGCCUUCCAAUUUUGAAAUUUUUCUGUGUUUUUAAUUUGAAGUGCUCGUGGUUUUAGUUUCCGGCCAGUGAUGAAUAGUUUGAACUGUCAUUUGUUUUCCCAUAAUUAGGAAACCGUGUUUGUAUUUGACGCGUGAAUAUGGACUUGCCUGAAGGAGCUACAUCAAUGCAUUGUUCAUGGAUGUCUUUUUAACUGGUUUUUCCAAAAGGCUUUUGAUAGCUGUAUGCGUAGUACUAGUAGUCGCGAUGUGUCUCACGCCCGUCGAAGCCCGACCGCCACACAAAACAAGACACAACAAAGAAGAAAGAUUAAAAAAUAAGCUAAUACCAAAAGAAGAAAAAAUGAAGUCCAAGGCGCUGCCAAAGAACGUACCCCUCCACACGAUGUUAGCAAGAAAAAUAAUAAAAAAACUGAAGAACACUAGGAGGUUCUUCGAAGAUGCACGACAAGAAGUCAGGGACUCAAUGGAGCACAGAUAUGGCAACCCCAAAUGGUUGCCUAAAGUCAAAUUCACCGAGAUUCAUAACCACACUUACGAAAACUUGAAUAAUGGAAUGUCUAAGAAAAAAUUUGAGUACAUCGUGCCGAAGCUGUACAGAAGCUUAGUACAAUUCAAGUUGGUCUGGGAGCGCCUCGGCAACGUCACUAUCACUCAAUUAGACAUCCAUUUCCAGCAGAACUACGCGAAAAAACGCGAAUCUGUGAUUCGUUCGACACUCGACGAACUUAUCAAGCUUCUAACAGAAAUCGAAGAUGACAUGGAUAAAGCAAAUAUCCCUAAACCACAUAUUAACGUUAACAAACUAAAUCUAGAAGAUUUACACAAAGACAACGUAGAAACCACUCUCUGUCUUCGACAAGACAUGAUCGCUAUUAGAGCUUAUGCCAAUACAUUGAAGAAGUGGUAUUGGGAACUACGGUGUCCAGACGACUCGAAUCCAAAACUGUCUGAACAAUGCAGAAGAGUUGACCAGGCACUGUUCACGAAAAGAACUCCACAGCGCAACGGCAAUUCUAAACGGCACAGGAGACAAAGAAGGCACCGGCAUUUUAGAUCAAUCCCGUAGUUACAGUUACUCAGUGUUGCGUCAAGUUGUAACAAAUUUAUUGAAAUUCCAAUGAUUUGAAUUCAUCUAAAACUAGACAAACAUGUAUGUUACCCUACGAGUCGAGCCUAGCCUGCGCGACAUGUCCUCGUAAUCAAUUCAUAUUGUCGUAAUUGGUUGAUAUUACAGAUUGUUAACCAAUGAUAAUGAGUCACAGGACUUUUUUAAAAGUCAGACUAUAAGUAUUAUAGUUAUGUAAUUUGAACUCUUAGCUAUUUAUUCUAUUACUUAGUGUCUGUAUUAUUUAUUGUUAGAUUUUAGUUUAUGCUCUCUGUAACACAUUAAGCUUUUGUAUAGUUGUUGUGAAUUGGUAGCAAUUAUAUGAAUGCCCAGUCGAGUAAUUUAACAUUGAUGAUAACUUCUUAUGGUUUGAUAAAAUUUUAAGUAAGUAUCAUUUUAAUCAGUAUUGUCCGUCAAUAUUUCGGAAUAUGCAGUGAUCGAUACAUGUAAGGUGAAGUGUUUGAAGUAACGGUUUUGUAAGUAUUGGGUACUUUCUCUGUGAUAUUUAGUAAUCCGUUGUAAAUAAUUUUAAUUUAUUCUAGGUUAAGCACUUUUAAUAAGUUCCUUUUCAUCGUCACUUUCAUUGUUUUGUUAUUAUUUCAAUUCCACUAUUUUUUUGUCAUCUCAUGUUUUCUUUCUAAUUAUUUAUUAUCCCUACUUUCAUAUUUUAACAUUCAUUGCCUUUGUUCUUUUUUGAUCGUAACUUUUAAAUGUUUAACGAUCUUAUAUUUAUUUUUAUCGAUUGCCAAAUCGGUAACAGUAAAUUUAGUAAUCUUUAUAAGAACCAGUAUUCUGAUU
Cydia fagiglandana is the source of this 2038-nucleotide messenger RNA. RefSeq lists its product as uncharacterized. NCBI's taxonomy places the organism in Eukaryota, Metazoa, Arthropoda, Insecta, Lepidoptera, Tortricidae. The transcript is spliced from 3 exons. The record is from RefSeq and is a predicted model, not a curated record. Bases 311 to 1201 code for a protein of 296 amino acids.